Molecule: messenger RNA, 525 nt
Organism: Cicer arietinum (chickpea)
Lineage: Eukaryota; Viridiplantae; Streptophyta; Magnoliopsida; Fabales; Fabaceae
Product: probable small nuclear ribonucleoprotein G
Biological process (GO): mRNA splicing, via spliceosome; spliceosomal snRNP assembly
Cellular component (GO): U2 snRNP; U2-type prespliceosome; SMN-Sm protein complex
Molecular function (GO): RNA binding
Source: RefSeq, a predicted model, not a curated record
UCAAAAUCUUCUUUUUCUUCUUCGUUAUUCGCUGUUCUCUUUUCUCAUCUCUUGAUCAUGAGCAGGUCAGGCCAGCCACCGGAUUUGAAGAAAUACAUGGACAAACAGCUUCAGAUCAAGCUGAAUGCAAAUCGCAUGAUUGUUGGUACUCUCCGAGGAUUCGACCAGUUUAUGAAUUUGGUUGUUGACAAUACUGUGGAGGUGAAUGGCAAUGACAAAACGGACAUAGGGAUGGUGGUAAUCAGAGGAAAUAGUGUGGUCACUGUAGAAGCACUUGAACCAGUGAACAGGACCUCCUGAUUUCUGGUUAUACCCUGCUGGGUGUAAAAUGUAAUUGUGGAUCUCUUAAAUUGGUCAUGUUAACACAAACCUGAGUUUAUUUUGAUGGUUGAUUUGUGAGUGCUGGAUACCUCUAUGGUUUUAGUGGGACACAUUGGCCUAAUUAAAAUGAUGACAUUUAUGUACAUCUUUUUUUAGUUGAAUUCUUCUUUUUUAAUGCACAUAACAUUAACUAUUCUCACAUAA